GUACAUCAGCUGUUCGGCGAAUCGGAACGACAAGACGCGCAUUUGUUUGACUUUCGACUACGGGGCCAAAAUAAAUCGCAAAUGGAAAUGUAUUUCAGCAAAAAUGAGAAACCAUCUGCUAAAAACCGAUAGAGGACACAAUCACGUUGCCUUUGUUUACAACCCGUUUCGCUGGGAGGCACGCGCGUGCGCAGCAAUCGUAAUAUCGGGCGCCAGGACGAAGGACGAGACAUAGAGAAAUGCUAGGCCAUCGCGAAUGUGGAGCCGCGUUAGGAACUCGCCUUUCAGUGCUCAGCGGAAUUCGGUGGCAUUUCAACGUCUUUUCGGUUGCACAAAUCUCCCAAAACAGUAUUUAUAUUUGCAAAUCGCUGCCCAACAUCCGUGUGUGAGUGAUUCGUCGAGUGUGUAUGUGUGGCGAGGGUCGGCGAAAAGCACGCUACAGAAAAAACAUAUACAAAAACGAUUAAAAAGCACUUUGCAAAACGGCAAAUAAAAUGCAAAGUAAAUAAAUGGCCCGCAACUCAAUUUGGCCUGCAAUUUUAACAGUUUAUCGUACGCCAAAAGUACACACCAAUAAAUAAAAUUAAAAAUCAAAAAUAACUUUAAAACAAAGUGAACAUGAAAACGCGCCUCGUCUCGCUGACUUAUCGCGGCAGUGCGUCCGUCGAUCCGCGCUACUCCGCCUCCAUGUUGCCAUGGACCAUCAACGACAUUCGGUCCACGGAGAGCUACACAAAGUUAUCGGUGGGCAUUGAGCAUGGCAUCCUGGAGUCGUACAACUCGGACUUCGAGCUGCAGUUCAGCCACCCCCUGAAGCAUAUCGUCGGCAUGUGCCGCAUCAUCCACAAGCCGCAGGCCAAGAGUAUCGGCAACGGCUUCCUGCAGCUGAAAUCGGGCUCUAGUCAUGCCUCGGCCGCCUCGGCAGUCGCUUCCUCGAUGGCCGGCGGAGCCAACAACUCGCUUACCGGAAACGGACUGCGCCACACACUGACCGCAUCCACAUCGUACGGCUCACUCUCUUCCAGUGCGGCGUCCGCUUAUCAGCUGCAACAGCAGCAGGCGGCCGAAGCCUCGGCGGAGCAGCCGCAAAACUUCAUGGAAUUCCAGGGACCCAUCACCGGACUGGUCUACUUGCUGAAGGAUCCCAAGGAUCCCCUGCUGCACAUCUAUCUCUUCGAGUGCGAGGCCGUCGAGGAGAUGGCCGAGCUGAUGCACCAGAUGUGGGAUCCGGCCCACACGCUCGGCGGUUCCGUGGGCAGCAUUCCACAGACGCUGAUCGGCGGCGGAGGCGGCAGCCACGGCUCCUCCAACGGAGCUCUGAAUGGAAUCCAUGCCACUCCCGCCACGAAUCUGAAGAUGAGCGAGGCGAUGCGCAGUGCCCAGCAUGACACGAGCCCCAAUCCCGUCAGUUCCAAGAUGAAGGCCUCCAAGUCGUACACCCAUGGCUUGAGCAGCUCCUCGGGCACGGUGAACAUUCCCACGUCCACAUCGGCCCAGAGCAAUCUCUCCCUGCUGGCGGACAUCUCGCCGAAUCACACGCACUUCUUCGAGGUGAUGUACGUGGGCAAGAUUCGGGUCUCCCAGAAGCGAGUGCCCAACACCUUCAUCGACGACGCCCUGCCCAAGUUCAAGGCGUACGACGCCCAGCGCCUGAGGCUCCUCCAGAACCGAAAGAUGUCCCUUAGCAGUGAGGGUGGUGUGGGUAUUGAGGCGAAGGCCGGCAGUUCCCUCAAGAGUCACGACCUCAAGGAGGAAGAUGAGGAAGAACAGGAGCACAGUCAGCGAAAGGAAGGGGAGCAGGAUGCAGCGGCAAAACCCCUGGUACAGCUGCAGUUGACGGGCGCCGAGGAAGGAGCUGCCCCAAGACCCCUGGAGGACAACAAGGAAAACAAAUCGCCCGAGAAAAGGACUCUGUUACGAGGUCAGAGCCAAAUCGAACUGGGCCACAAGGACCACUCUGACGGUUCUGAGCCAUCAGCAGCCAAUAGCCAACUGGAUGCACCCAAUGUCAUUGUAAACAAGCAGCCCACGCCGCCUAGGGAACAGGGCGUGGCCUCUGGGAACGGGAAUGGGGGUGCCAUUUCCGCUUCUGCGGGCCCCAGUCAGCUGCAUCCCAAUUAUGCGAUGGAGAACAUACCCAAGCUGAGGGAUCGCUCCGCUUCGCAGGGCUGCAUUCCGCCAUUUGUGGAACAGAACAGGACGAUGGUGUUUCUGGUAGGACGAUGCGAUCUCCGCCUCAUCUCUCCCGACCGCAAGCAGGUGCUCCUCUACAAGGACUUCAAGGACGUGGCCAGUUGUGUCCAUGGUCAGAAGUCGCUGGACCACUUUGGCAUCAUUUGUCGGGAGCUGAACAACGACGGCUACAUUGGCUACGUGUUCAAGUGCCAGUCGGAGCACGUUUGUGAUGACAUUGUGGCCGCCAUCGCUCAGGCCUUUGACACCUGCGCGGAGCAAAAGAAGAAACAGGAGACCCAAAUCUUCAGCUGCGAGCACUGCCCGAUGCUCUGGUACCACAAACUCUGCACGGAUGUCGAGGGACUCUCCGAGAAGAAGACCCAGGCCCUGAUCCUGCGUCGCAUCGAAACCCUCAGUGACGACGAGCAGGAGAUCGUGUGGGCCAAGUUUUGCGGCUCGGAGAAGACCAACUCACCGGUGGCCGAGCAAAACCAGUUCCUCAUGAUGCUGCUAAGGGCGCACUGCGAGUCCAGGCAGCAAAGGCAUGUCCACGACACCGCCGAGAACAGGUCGGAGUUCCUCAACCAGUAUCUCGGCGGCAGCACCAUCUUCAUGAAGGCCAAGCGCUCGCUGACCAACUCGUUUGACAAUCUCCUCAAACGCAAGCCCUCCAAGGAUGAUAUUGCCGUUCCGCCACACAAUUUAAGGGAUAUCAGGGAGGGAUCCGCCGAGCCCCUGGGCACACAGUCGCCUCCCGAGGGCUUUCGCUCGCGAUCGAAUACGGUGGGUGCCAGUCCCAGCAGCAAGCCCACAGCUGAACAGCUAAAGAGCCCCAUGAUGGAUAUAUUCAUCAAGGUGGGCAAUAGUCCCAAAGAGGCGGAAACCCACCAGGGCUCCUGGCGCCAGGCAAUACUCAAUAGUGUUGUGACGCCCUCCAAGGGUCUAGACAGCGAGGUGCCCACCGAGUUUCUAUCGCCGAUGCGCAAACCUGUGAAACGUGGCAAGCGGGAUGCGGCGGAGCUGAGGGAGCUGUGGCGCACUGCCAUCCGGCAGACUAUCAUGCUGAACCGCAUGGAGACGGAGAACGCCAUGUUGCAGGCACGCCAGAACGAGAACGAGCUGAAGCGCAUUAAGUUGGACUACGAGGAGAUUGUGCCCUGCGACAAGCAGCUAAUCGAGCGCUGGGAGCAGAUUAUCGAGCGCAACUCCACGCAGAUUGGCAACAAGAAGGAUCCCAAGGUUUUGGGUCACGCCAUCCGCACGGGAGUACCCCGAUCGAAGCGCGGCGACGUGUGGACCUUCCUGGCCGAGCAGCAUUCCAUGAACACGGCUCCGGUCGACACAAAGCGCUUUCCCAACUUCAAUACGCCGUAUCACACCUUGCUGAAACACCUCACCGAACAUCAGCACGCAAUCUUCAUCGAUCUGGGCAGGACUUUUCCCAAUCAUCAGUUCUACAAGGAUCCCCUGGGACUCGGGCAGUUGUCGCUGUUCAACCUGCUGAAGGCAUACUCCAUUCUCGAUCCCGAGCUGGGAUACUGCCAGGGUCUAGGAUUCAUCUGCGGCGUAUUACUCCUGCAUUGCGAUGAGUCCAACGCGUUUCAGCUUCUGAAGCACUUGAUGUUCCGCCGUAAUAUGCGCACAAAAUACCUGCCCGACAUGAAAAAGUUUCAGCUGCAGCUGUACCAGCUCUCCCGAUUGGUGAAGGAUCACUUGCCGGAUCUGUAUGUGUGGCUCGAUCAAAACGACGUUUCGCCCACUCUGUAUGCCGCUCCCUGGAUUCUCACUGUCUUCAGCUCCCAGUUUCCGCUGGGAUUCGUGGCCCGCGUUUUCGAUCUGCUCUUCCUGGAAUCCUCCGAUGUAAUCUUUAAGUUUGCCAUUGCUCUGCUCUCGGUGCACAAGCAGCAACUUCUGGCCAAAGACAACUUCGAGGAGAUCAUGGACUAUUUGAAGACGGUGGUGCCCAAGAUAGAGCCCAACUGCAUGGAGCAGAUUAUGAAGCUGGUCUUCAGCAUGGACAUAGGCAAGCAGCUGGCCGAGUACAAUGUGGAGUACAACGUGCUGCAGGAGGAGAUCACCACCACCAAUCAUCACCUGGAAAUGCUGAACAGGGAGAAGACGCAGAACCAGCAUCUGGAGCAGCAAUUGCAGUUUGCUCAAUCGUCGAUUGCUCAGCUGGAGACUACACGCUCCUCCCAGCAGGCUCAGAUCACCACGCUUCAAUCGCAAGUUCAGUCCCUAGAGCUCACCAUCCAGACACUCGGUCGGUACGUCGGCCAACUGGUGGAGCACAACCCCGACCUGGAGCUGCCAAACGAGGUGCGUCGCAUGCUCCAGCAGCUGGACGACCUAGAACGCCAGCGUCGCAAACCCAUCUUCACCGAGCGCAAAAUCGGCAAGUCCAUUUCCGUCAACAGUCACUUGGGGUUUCCACUCAAGGUGCUCGAAGAGCUGACCGAAAGAGACGAACAUGGUUCGCCACAAAAGCAGAAGAAGGAGAAGACACCUUUUUUUGAGCAGUUGCGCCAGCAGCAGCAGCAGCAUCGCCUCAACGGGCAGUCCUCCAAUGCCAGCGAGUCGUUGUCCCCGACGCCACCCUCGCGACCCAAUCGUCUACUGGACAAUGCCAGCGCCCGGACCGUCAUGCAAGUGAAGCUGGACGAGCUCAAGCUGCCGGAACAUGUGGACAAGUUUGUGGCGAAUAUCAAAAGCCCGUUGGAGGUGGACUCGGGCGUUGGCACGCCCCUCAGUCCGCCCAGCACGGCCAGUAACAGCAGCGGAGGAAGCAUAUUCAGUCGCAUGGGCUACCGGACCACGCCCCCGGCUCUCUCUCCGCUGGCCCAGCGCCAGAGUUACGGAGUGGCCGUCACCACAGCUCCGUCUCCCCAGCACAUGGAGGAGGUGCCGCCAGCGACGACGAUGGCUGUUAUUGCGCGAGAGGAUGUCGAGGAGCCGCAGGCCAUGCAUCCGCUCAGCAUGGUCGGAGGCGAUGUAAACGUGCGCUUCAAGGGCACCACACAGCUCAAGUCCAUACGUCCGGUGCACCAUAUGCGAGCUAUUCCGCUGGGUGGAGUCCAGCACCAGUCCAGCACGGAGUCCGCGGUGCGAGUGGCUCCUGUGCCCGUGGAGCUGGCACCGCCCGCGGCCACGGCGACCACCGGUCGCAGCUAACGGUUCUGAUUCAUCGGGAAACUGCUGCGCGGAUUUUAUCGCGAUUAGGGCCCGAAGGCAGAUCGGGCAGCUUAGUAACCCAACGCUACUCAUAACCUCUUCUGUUGCGGCUUAGAUACGAUUAACCCAACCUAUAAGAUAUAAACUUCAGCUACUUCGUUUUCAAAUUGUGUGUAUGUGUCGAUGUGCGCACAAAAUGUUGCCAUAGAUAUUGCUCCGAAAGUUAUGCAAUCGUUAUAAACUGAUGCCCCAAAUACUAGACAAGUAUACAUGCUUAUAGGAAUAAAUUGGAUAAUGCUU
Drosophila takahashii is the source of this 5646-nucleotide messenger RNA. It is a transcript of the gene plx, whose product is annotated as PTB_TBC1D1_like and TBC domain-containing protein plx. NCBI's taxonomy places the organism in Eukaryota, Metazoa, Arthropoda, Insecta, Diptera, Drosophilidae. The record is from RefSeq and is a predicted model, not a curated record.